Phasianus colchicus (ring-necked pheasant) is the source of this 2733-nucleotide messenger RNA. The record is from RefSeq and is a predicted model, not a curated record. Lineage: Eukaryota; Metazoa; Chordata; Aves; Galliformes; Phasianidae.
GCAGAAUGAGCCUCUGCAGUCAGGGCUUAGAAUAAUUGCAAUGCAGUUACUGAUGGAUUCACGUAACAGCACAACAAAUGAAACGUAAGUAAGUUUCACAUGAAUUUCGGAAGGGAUUAGUGUGCUCAGCACUGUGAGAAAUGACCCAGAGCCACUGCUGGCCAGCAGGUAUCAGGCAGGAGGAGUUGGAUCAGCUCCUGCAACCUGUCUUUGUCUGGCUGCAUUUAUUUACAAUUCUUUAGAGUUAUUUUCCUUUAAUUUCUGCUCCCUGUUCCUGUUUGUUUCUGUUCUCCCUUGCUUCGUAUGCAACGUCCAGUCUUGCCAUUGUGCAUAAAACACCUUUCCACCUUUUUGUCCUUUUACAGCCCCUAAUGCACUGCAUGGUGCCACAAACUCCAACAACCUGCCAACUCUCUGGUUAUUUAUUUCCCUUUUUUACUCGUUUCCUCUGAGCUCCCGUAAGCCUUUAUGAAGCCUUGGGCACUGAGCAGUUUGGAUAGAAACAAAACAACCUAACGUGAACGUUGAAGAAAUUAUCCCUGUACAAUUUUUGAAGGUGUAAAAUUCACGCUGGGACCCAAAGGAAGGCAGUCUGUACCAGAGCCAGUGUCAUUCUUACAGCAGUUUCAGAAGCGUGCAGGGACAGACAGACAGUGCAGGUGUUGGAAAGCAGCCGUGCCAGAAUGAUGGAAAUGAUGUUCAAUGUUUGUAUCACUGAAAUGUCACUUCCAGCCUCCAAACCGGUGCUGAUCUCCCUGCUUGAGGAAGGGAAAGACCCCUGGCUCCCAGAUGUGCACGGCCUGGAGGACAUGGCAGGGGACCUCAGCCCAGCAUCCAUCCAGGACAGGAUGACAGCUCUAGAGGAGGUUCUGCAGAAGUGUGAUGUGGCCAGAUGGCAGCGGGGCAGUGGCUCGGUGGGAAAAGCCAGAAGGGAUGUGCAGGGGAGCCUGGUGCAGGGAGAGCACCCGAAAGAGCAACAGGGAAACCCUCGGGGAGAGAUUGUGGGGAACCUCCUGGACUGCAGCACGGGUCAAAAGCAGCCUGAAGAUGCAAGGAGCGAGGAAGAGUGCCAGGAGAAAAGGCAGAACCCAAGUGCUGAGUGUGGGAAGCGCCUUAAAAGGAACCCCAGCAUCCGCAUGGGAGACAUUCGCUUUAAAUGCCUUGAGUGUGAAAAGAGGAACACAAAAAGCUGCAACUUGCUGAUCCACCGUCAGGACCACGCGGAAGAGAGACCCUACAAGUGUCCUGAGUGUGGGAAGAGCUUCAGAAGCAGUUCGAACCUCAUCCGCCACCAGCGCAUCCACACGGGAGAGAGACCCUUUCAGUGCCCCGAGUGUGGGAAGAGCUUCAGAAGCAGCUCUGACCUCAUUGUCCACCAUCGCAUCCAUACGGGGGAGAGACCUUUUCAGUGUCCGGAGUGUCCAAAGAACUUCAAAAGCAGCGCUCACCUCACCUCCCACCAGCGCAUCCACACGGGAGAGAGACCCUUCAAGUGCCAAGAAUGCGAGAAGACCUUCAAAUGCAGUUCCCACCUCAUCCACCACCAGUACAUCCACACAGGAGAGAGACCCUUCAAGUGCCCGGAGUGUGGGAAGAGCUUCAGCAGCAGUUCGAAUCUCACCGACCACCAGCGCAUCCACACAGGGGAGAGACGUUUUCAGUGCCCCGAGUGUGGGAAGAGCUUCAGCAGCAGCUCCAACGUCGUCAUCCACCAGCGCAUCCACACCGGAGAGAGACCCUUCCAGUGCCCCGAGUGUGGGAAGAGCUUCAAAAGCAGCUCCACCCUCAUCAACCACCAGCGCAUCCACACGGAGGAGAGACCCUUCCAGUGCCCCGAGUGUGGGAAGAGCUUCAAAAGCAGCUCUGACCUCAUUGUCCACCUGCGCGUCCACACGGGGUAUAAACCUUACAGGUGCUCAGAGUGUGGGAAGAGCUUCAAAAGGAGUUCUGAAUUGAAGUGCCACCGGCGCAUCCACACGGGGGAGAGACCCUUUGAGUGCUCCAAGUGUGGGAAGAGCUUCAGCAGCAGUUCCAGCCUCGGUUACCACCAGCACAUCCACACAGGAGAGAGACCUUACCAGUGCUCCGAGUGUGAGAAGAGCUUCAAAACCUCUUCGUACCUCAUUGUCCACCAACGAAUCCACACAGGAGAGAGACCCUACCGGUGCUGUGAGUGUGGGAAGAGCUUUAGCAGCAGUUCUAAACUCAACUCCCACAAGAGGAUGCACAGAGGAGGCAGUCCAUAAAAGCACCCUGAGUUUGUGCGUUUCAGUUCCUGCCUCCUUACCUACCUGCACAUCCUCACAAGAGACAAAGCCCCAAACUCCUUCACCUGCCAGGUGAUGCGGUGCAGCCGGGACGGAGCGCUCACUGUGACGAAGAGGUGUUGCAGUGUGUGUGUGUGAACUGGGAGAUCCACUGUGAUUCCCAGCAGGGAAUGGUGCGUGUGGCUGAGAGCAGGGAAUUACAAACCCCAGCCAUGUUUGGGUACCCGACCUCGGGUGCAGGGCAGAUCCAACCCCUCCUGUUCCCCUCCUUAUCCUGGUUAUCGCUUUUGAAAAUCGACUUCUGCUUUUUCUGCCUUCUCCUGUUCAGCACUCCGUUUGCUGUUGGAGAGCUGCUGUUUGGUGACAUUUGACUGCUGUUACCAAGUCCGUUGACUUGGACUUGGUCUUGGACUUGGAUUUGGUCAUGGAUGGACUUGGACUUGGUGAUGGAUGGACUUGGACUUGG